Molecule: messenger RNA, 4655 nt
Organism: Sinocyclocheilus grahami
Lineage: Eukaryota; Metazoa; Chordata; Actinopteri; Cypriniformes; Cyprinidae
Product: fibrillin-1-like
Exons: 32
Coding region: 1-4284 (1427 amino acids)
Molecular function (GO): calcium ion binding
Source: RefSeq, a predicted model, not a curated record
AUGCAUUAUAAUAUUUAUGAUAUAGACGAGUGCACGUUUGCCGACAUCUGUGUGAACGGCCGCUGCCGCAACAUCCCGGGUCUCUUCCGGUGCCUGUGUGACCCCGGGUACGAGCUGGACCACAGCGGAGGAAACUGCACAGACGUGAACGAGUGCUCCAAACCCACCACCUGCAUCAGUGGCCUGUGUAUGAACACGCCGGGCAGUUACAUCUGCAACUGUCCUCUGGACUUUGAGCUCAACCCCACCGGAGUGGGCUGUGUCGACACUCGCUCUGGAAACUGCUACCUGGAGGUGCGUUACCGUGGCGAUUUAUCCGACAGUCUGGUCUGCUCGACGGAGAUCGGCGUGGGCGUGUCCAAAGCCUCCUGCUGCUGUUCUCUCGGUCAGGCCUGGGGGUCGCCCUGCGAGACCUGUCCCCUGCUCAACUCCACGGAGUACAGGCUUCUGUGUCCUGGAGGAGAAGGAUUCCGACCCAAUCCCAUCACCGUGAUACUAGAGGAUAUCAACGAGUGUCAGGAGCUGCCUGGUCUGUGUCAGGGAGGAAACUGCAUCAACACGUUUGGCAGUUUUCACUGUGAAUGUCCGAAAGGUUUUGCACUCAAUGAAGACACCAGGAUCUGUGAAGAUGUGGAUGAGUGUGAGCGUCCCGGCAUCUGUGGUCCGGGUCAGUGUUACAACACCAUUGGGAACUACACCUGCAUCUGCCCUUCGGAGUACAUGCAGAUCAACGGAGGAAACAACUGCAUGGACAUGAGGAAGAGCUUGUGCUACAGGAACUACUACUCUGAUAAUGCCACAUGUGAUGGAGAGCUGGCCUUCAACAUGACCAAGAAGUUCUGCUGCUGCUCGUACAACAUCGGCCGGGCCUGGAAUAAACCCUGCGAGAAGUGUCCCGUCCCCAGCACCAAUGAGUUCGCUGUGCUGUGUGGAAGUAAGAGACCUGGAUAUUUUAUUGACAUUUACACCGGUCAAGUCAUUGACAUCGACGAGUGCCGUGAGAUUCCCGGAGUGUGUGAGAACGGCGUGUGUAUCAACAUGAUCGGCAGUUUCCGCUGUGAAUGUCCGAUGGGUUUCGUCUAUAAUGACAAGCUGCUGAUCUGUGAGGAUAUUGACGAGUGUCAGAAUGGGCCGGUGUGUCAGCAGAACGCCGUCUGUCUGAACGUUCCUGGAAGUUUCCGCUGUGAGUGUAUACCUGGAUACCGGCAAACUCCCACCCAGCAGUGUGUCGAUCGUAACGAGUGUGCUGAGAAUCCAAACAUCUGCAGUCCUGGUCAGUGUAUUGACAUGGUGGGUAGUUACCGCUGCAUCUGCCCCAACGGCUUCAAAUCCACGCCAGACCUGUGUAUCGAUGUGGAUGAGUGCGAGCGUCAGCCGUGUGGAAAUGGUACCUGUAAGAACACUGUGGGCUCCUACAACUGCCUGUGUUACCCAGGAUUCCAGCUGUCACACAACAACGACUGCAUCGACACAGAUGAGUGUGCAUCGCUCCGGGGCUUGUGCCGGAAUGGAAACUGCAUCAACUCGGUGGGCUCGUUUGUGUGCGUGUGUCUGGACGGGUAUAAACUCUCUCCUGAUGGCCGGAUGUGCGUGGACGUCAACGAGUGUUUGAUCAGCCCCGGCACCUGCGGCCCUGGAACAUGUCAGAAUCUGGACGGCUCCUACAGGUGCAUCUGUCCUCCUGGAUACUUCCUGCAGAACGACAGGUGUGAAGAUAUCGACGAAUGCUCUCAGACUGCAGAGAUCUGCAUCUUUGGCAAGUGCCUGAACACGCCAGGCAGCUUCAGGUGCCAGUGUCCGGAGGGAUUCCAGCUGUCCUUGACCGGAAAGAGAUGUGUGGAUAUUCGUGUGAAUUAUUGUUACACUAAGUUCGAGAACGGACGCUGUCAGGCUCCGAAGCCCUUCAACAGCACUAAAGGCUCCUGCUGCUGCAGCGUGAUGCCGGGUCAGGGAUGGGGCGACCCGUGUGAGAUCUGCCCCUCUCCGGAGGAGGAGGCAUACAAAGCUCUGUGUCCUGCUUCUGGUAAAAUCAUGACUAUAGACGACACGACUGUGGAUGUGGACGAGUGCACGGAAACCCCCGGCAUCUGCAGGAACGGCCACUGCAUCAACACGGACGGGACGUUCCGCUGCGAAUGCCCGUUCGGCUACCGGCUCGACUUCACGGGGAUCAACUGUGAAGACACGAACGAGUGUGAGCUGGGGAACCCGUGUGGGAACGGCACCUGCACAAACGUGGAAGGAGCGUUUGAGUGCAGCUGCGACGAGGGGUUCGAGCCCGGUCCCAUGAUGACCUGUGAAGAUAUCAACGAGUGUUCCCAGAAUCCCCUGCUGUGUGCGUUCCGCUGUGUCAACACGGUGGGCUCGUACGAAUGCAAAUGUCCAGCGGGAUACGUGCUGAGAGAAGACCGCCGGAUGUGCAAAGAUCAGAACGAGUGCGAGGAGGGUCUGGAUGACUGUGCCUCCAGAGGAAUGACCUGUAAGAAUCUGAUCGGCACGUACAUGUGCAUCUGCUCGCCGGGAUACACCAGACAGCCCAACGGAGACAGCUGCGUGGAUCUGAACGAAUGCACGGCCAAACCGGGCAUCUGUGAGAACGGCCGCUGCGAGAACACGGUGGGCAGUUACCGCUGCAUCUGCGAUCAGGGCUUCAGUCCCAGUCCCAGCAGGACCGAGUGCAUUGAUAACCGUCAGGGCUUCUGCUUCCUGGAGGUUCUGCAGACCAUGUGUCAGAUGAGUUCCAGCAGUCGCGUCAGCGUUAGGAAGUCCGAGUGCUGUUGUGACGGGGGCCGCGGCUGGGGGCCCAACUGUGAGCUCUGCCCGCUGCCCGGGACCACGCAGUACAAGAAGAUGUGCCCGCUGGGCCCCGGAUACACCACCGAUGGCGAGGAUAUCGACGAGUGUAAGGUGAUGGGGAAUCGGUGCAAGAAAGGCCAGUGUCUGAACACACUGGGCUCCUUCAGCUGCGUCUGUAAACCCGGAUACACCACUGACAUCACCGACACUCAGUGCGUAGAUGUGGACGAGUGUGUUCAGGCUCCUAAACCCUGUAACUUCAUCUGUAAGAACACGGAGGGCGGGUACCUGUGCUCCUGCCCGCGAGGAUACGUGAUGCAGGACGAUGCCAAGAGCUGCCGGGAUCUGGAUGAAUGCGCCACCAAACAACACAACUGUCAGUUCCUGUGUGUCAACACCAUCGGAGGAUUCACCUGCAAAUGCCCAGCGGGAUUCACACAACACCACACGGCCUGCAUCGAUAAUAAUGAGUGCAACACUGAACCGGGUCUCUGCGGUUCGAACGGAGUGUGUCAGAACAGCCCCGGCAGCUUCAACUGUGAGUGUCAGAGAGGAUUCGCCCUCGACGCCAACGGACAGCACUGUGAAGACAUGGACGAGUGUGUGGGGAAUCAUCGCUGUCAGCACGGCUGUCAGAAUCUGGUGGGCGGCUACAGAUGCAGCUGUCCGCACGGAUACCUGCAGCAUUACCAGUGGAACCAGUGCGUCGAUGAGAACGAGUGCCAGAACAGUCAGAUAUGUGGCGGCGCCUCGUGUCACAACACGCUGGGCAGUUUCCGCUGCCUGUGUCCGACGGGCUUCGCCUUCGAGCAGCUGAUGGGUGGCUGUCAGGACGUCAACGAGUGCAGCUCGACGCAGAACCCCUGCAGCUUCGGCUGCUCCAACACCGACGGAGGAUACCUCUGCGGCUGCCCACCUGGAUACCUGCGCGCCGGACAGGGGCACUGUCUGUCUGGCACGGGGCUGUCGGCCGGUGGAUCUCCUCUGAUUCCCGUCGUUGAUGGAGACGAGAACGCUCUCUCUCCCGAGGCCUGCUACGAGUGUAAGAUCAACGGCUAUCCGAAGAAGGGCCGUAAACGCAGGAACGUCAACGGAACCGAGGAGCUGCAGAAUGAUCUGGACUGGGUCAGUCUGGCCAGUGUAGACGUGGGUGAUACGCUGCAGCUGCGUCUGAACAUCAGCACACUGAAGAGCAAAGACCACAUCAUCGACUUCGUGCCGGCGCUGUCCACGCUCGCUAACCACGUGCGCUACGCUAUCGACUACGGCAACGACGACGGCCUGUUCCGCAUGAACCAGAAGGACGGCGUCAGCUACUUGCACAUAUCCAAGAAGAAAGCUCUCCAGCCGGGAGCGUAUUAUUUACAAAUCCGCAGCGUGCCGCAGACCGGCAGCAGAGAGCCCUCGGGCGAGCGGCCGGACACAGACUACCUCAGCGGGCAGCUGGGAGACGCUCUGCACAUGAGCGUCCAGAUCGUCCUGCACUGAUGGACACACGGACAGACUGCCGCAGCCUCGGCCAAAGAGCAGCACGCACCGCAUCAUACGCUCGCAUACCAUAUUACCAGGUUCCGCCGCGGAGGAACGGACGGAAGGGUCGUGCCACGCUCAGUCUGUCGUAUCUUACCGGUGCUAGUCAUGUGAGCGCGUAGAUUCAUGCACUGUAAUAACCGACCCACGCCGUCUACGACUGACCAACGCUAGCCUUUCUGUUCUCUGCAACUAUGCUAACAGGGUUUCUGCUGCUCUUAUCAAGCUCCGUUAAGAGCAAGUAAAGAAAUAAAUCCAAUGGAACACAAUAUGUGUCCCUGCAGCACAAAAGCAGUGUUGAGUCUCUGGGGGAUAUUUGUAGCAAUAGC